This is a messenger RNA of Drosophila nasuta, 2868 nucleotides long. RefSeq names its product mucolipin-3-like. The transcript has 3 exons. The record is from RefSeq and is a predicted model, not a curated record. Gene Ontology annotation, cellular component: plasma membrane; lysosomal membrane. Bases 261 to 2252 code for a protein of 663 amino acids. Gene Ontology annotation, molecular function: NAADP-sensitive calcium-release channel activity. NCBI's taxonomy places the organism in Eukaryota, Metazoa, Arthropoda, Insecta, Diptera, Drosophilidae.
GUAUCGAUACUAUCUUUACGCAAACAAAGCGAUUCGCGUACGUCUAUUAUUAUUUUGGGCAGUAUUUAUUAUAAUUUCGGUCGAAAAGCGUCGCUAGCUUCACCACAGCAUUCUAUAUAUAACCAAGAUUCGUUUGCCUGUUGCGCGUGUGUAGAAUUUCUUUUGCAUGUUGACGGAAUCACUGCAAAAGAAAAUCUCUACACCAAGUCAACAACGCAGCGCCCUGCGACCUCGAGACGCAGCCAGUGCAAUACAUUGAAAUGCAAAAUUACGGCGUUGGAGCUGCUAAUUCUGCUGCAGCAGCUGCAGCUCCAGCCGUUAAACGCCGUACCGACAGCUAUGAAGCUGCCCAACACCACCCACAUACGCCCAGCAGCGGGGAGAACUCACGCUGUGAAAGCGAUGAGGAGUACGUGAACACCAGGAUAUUGAGACGACGCAUGGAAUUACAAUCGACGCCUGUAGUGACUGUGACAGCAGCAGCAGCAACCACAUCGAUGUCGCCACAAGGUCAUGUGGAGCAGCCGGAGUUUCCAGCGCCAACAUCCUCGGCAUCAUCCUACAACGAGGAGCGUAUGCGUCGCAAGCUGCAGUUCUUUUUUAUGAAUCCCAUUGAGAAGUGGCAGGCGCGACGCAAGUUUCCCUACAAAUUUGUGGUGCAGAUUGUCAAGAUUGUUUUGGUGACGAUGCAGUUAUGUCUGUUUGCCCAUUCACGAUAUAACCACAUCAACUAUACCUGGGAUAAUCGUAUUGCAUUUUCGCAUUUGUUUUUGAAUGGAUGGGAUUCUUCACGAGAAGUCGAGAGCUAUCCUCCAGCAGUGGGACCAUUUGCGUUAUAUAAAAAAUCCGAGUUCUUCGACACUGUGCAAUAUGCGGUUGUGGGAUAUGACAAUAUCAGUCAUUCCAUUGGACCAUAUUUUUAUCCCACUCCGAACAAUACGAUGCCGCCAUUAACACUCUGCCUGUGGAACUAUAAGGAGGGUACCAUUUUUGGCUUCAAUGAAUCGUAUAUAUUUGAUCCGCAUAUCGAGAAGAUAUGCGAGAAAUUACCACAAAAUGUAUCAACUAUUGGAGUGGAACAAUAUCUAGAAGAUCGUGGAGUUGAAGUCAACUUUGCUUCGCUAGUGACAGCGGAGUUGACGUUCAAGAUCAAGACUGUGAACUUUAAGGCGAAUGGAGGACCAUUGUCUGCACCGGAUUGCUUUAAGUUUGAUGUAUCAAUAUUGUUUAACAAUCGAGAUCACGAUGGACAAAUGCUGCUAUCGCUAGAUGCGGAAGCAACGCGUUUAAAGUGCAAAGGCGAUACGGAUUUCAUAUCGGAAGCGCAUUUUGAUGCAAUACUCAGAAGUAUUCUGAACAUCUUUGUGUUGCUAACCUGUGCCUUAUCCUUUUCACUGUGUAUUCGCGCUCUUUGGCGAGCCUAUUUGCUGAGAUGCACUACGGUAAACUUCUUCCGUUCACAUUUUGGCAAGGAAUUGAGUUUCGAUGGCCGUCUGGAGUUUGUCAACUUCUGGUAUAUUAUGAUCAUCUUUAAUGAUGUGCUGCUGAUUAUUGGCUCAGCGCUGAAGGAACAAAUCGAAGGUCGUUAUAUGGUGGUGGAUCAAUGGGACACCUGCUCAUUAUUCUUGGGCAUUGGCAAUAUGCUCGUAUGGUUUGGCGUGCUGCGGUAUUUGGGCUUCUUCAAGACCUAUAAUGUUGUAAUACUCACACUGAAGAAAGCAGCGCCGAAAAUACUACGCUUUUUAAUCGCCGCCCUGUUGAUCUAUGCCGGAUUUGUAUUUUGCGGCUGGCUUAUACUGGGACCUUAUCACAUGAAGUUCCGUUCGUUGGCCACCACCUCAGAGUGCCUAUUUGCGUUGAUCAACGGCGAUGACAUGUUCGCGACCUUUGCGACGCUCUCGACUAAAGCGACUUGGCUUUGGUGGUUCUGUCAGAUCUAUUUGUACUCGUUCAUAUCGCUAUACAUCUAUGUGGUGCUAUCACUGUUUAUUGCGGUUAUUAUGGAUGCAUACGAUACGAUUAAGUCGUACUAUAAGGAGGGAUUCCCAAUCUCCGAUCUCAAAGCCUUUGUGGGCACCCGAACCGCCGAGGACAUUAGCUCUGGUGUAUUUAUGAACGAUCUGGAUGACUUUGAGCAGACCAGUUUUUUGGAUGUGAUGAAAAGCAUUUGCUGCUGUCAUUGUUGUAGACGUCGAGCGGAGCCUGCUCAAGGCGCCAGCGGCUACACAAGUCUAUCGAGUAUUAUGAAGUGAUGAUCAUAAUUGAUAAGCCAUAGAAAUUUGUUUUUAUGCCUUAUAAGCUUAGUCAAUAUUGUUGUUAGCUUGUUGUAUAUUGAUUUUACCAAUUUUUUCGUAGCCAAAGUUUACUGGUCAUGAGCUUGAAAUGAGGACCUCCAAUUUACGUACGUACAAUGAGAAUUAUUCACGAAAAUCUACUGCCAGUUUCUCUAGUAAGUUCAUUUUUUCAAUCUACAAUGACGAGAUGCGCGACUGGCAGCAUUAGCUGAGUCCAUAGAUAGAUUUUCAAUUCAAAACAAAAGAUAUUAUAGUAUGAACACAAUACCAAGUUAAAACCUAAUGUAUAUAUAUUAUUAUAUAUAUAAAUGAGUGUGAUAACGUAUGAAAUAACAAAACAAUAGCAUGAGAACAUGAUAUGAGUAGCAUGGGAACAUUUUUGGUAUACAAAUGGCAUCAAGAUCUUCCAUGUACACGAUUUAUCGAAACGAGUUUACGUACAAAUAAGAAAGUCACUGAAUUCAAAAAUAAUAAUAUUGUAAUUGUAGUUUAAUAUGUUUAAUAGAUUUAUGUUUACAAUGAAACGCUUGUAAAAUAUCCAAAAAUGCAAUAAAACUGUUGAGCCUAUCUGAAA